This is a messenger RNA of Perca fluviatilis (European perch), 1054 nucleotides long. It is a transcript of the gene eaf1, whose product is annotated as ELL associated factor 1. NCBI's taxonomy places the organism in Eukaryota, Metazoa, Chordata, Actinopteri, Perciformes, Percidae. Bases 201 to 977 code for a protein of 258 amino acids. Gene Ontology annotation, molecular function: transcription elongation factor activity. The transcript has 7 exons. The record is from RefSeq and is a predicted model, not a curated record. Gene Ontology annotation, cellular component: super elongation complex. Gene Ontology annotation, biological process: regulation of transcription elongation by RNA polymerase II; positive regulation of DNA-templated transcription.
GCCGGACCAAAAGCGGAAGAGGGGUGGCCAAGUGACGUAGGGGAUGUUUUGCUAACGGGUAGCUUACAGCUACUGUAUGCUAACUUUGUGUUAUAGUUGGCUUCUUGUUCUAAUCUUUCCAAAGUUACCACAUACAGUCCGGCUUUUUUGGAAAAUUUGACAUACAUGUGAAUUUUCAACGUUUUAAAACAUACCGAGACAUGAACGGGAGUACGAAUCCGCUGUUGGACAAAGAGGAGCAUGUUUUGAAGCUCGGAGAAAGCUUUGAGAAGAGGCCAAAAUCUUCCUUUCACACUAUCAGAUAUGACUUCAAACCAGCGUCUAUCGACACGAGCUGCGAGGGAGAGCUACAAGUUGGGAAAGGAGAUGAAGUUACUAUCACGUUACCUCACAUUCCGGGCUCCACGCCUCCCAUGACGGUAUUCAAAGGAAACAAGCGGCCGUACCAGAAGGACUGCGUGCUCAUCAUUAACCACGACACCGGGGACUUUGUCCUGGAGAAGCUGAGCAGCAGCAUCCAAGUCAAGAAAACCAGGGCGGAGGGCAGCAGUAAGAUCCAGGCACGGAUCGAGCAGCAGUCGGUUCGGUCCAGCCAGCCCAGCUCUCAGUUCCGGGCCCCCACCAAGCCCGGGGCCGGGGUCAAAACCUCCCCUUCUCCUUCCAAGGAUAAUCCCUCCCCGGAGCCUCAGCUCGAUGACAUCAAGAGAGAGCUGCGAGCCGAGGUGGAGGUGAUUGAGCAGAUGAGCAGCAGCGGCAGCAGCAGCUCCUCGGACUCAGCCAGCGCCUCAGGGAGCGGCGACGACAGCAGCAGUGACGGCGAGCACGACGCCCCCCGACCGCUCAGCCAGACCUCGCCCAACCGCCCCCCAGUGGCCAACGGGGGAGCCGAGCGGCAGCAGGGCAACAACCAGCUCAUGAACACACUCCGAAACGACCUACAGCUUAGCGAGUCGGGCAGCGACAGUGAUGAUGACUGAACUCUCCGCUGGUCAGUCUCUCUCUCUCUCUCUCUCUCUCUCUCUCUCUCUCUCUCUCUCUCUCUCUCUCUCUCUCU